AUGUCGGAAGCUGCUGGAAGGUCGUCCCAAGUCGCGAUCCCAGAUCGGUCGACAACAGCAGAUCGGUCGGCAACGGGCUCAGGCGUCCGGGCUCAAAUCGCGGCUCCCGAGGCACGGAUCCACGUCAAUAGUACACUUCAGCGAGAUGCUUGGGGCGCCCUCAAGGCUGCGGCCGAAAUUCUGAGCGUCGCGGCGUCCAUGACACAGAACGUGCCCUACCUCGGAGUUAUCUCCAGCGUUCUGACUGAGUUUCUAAGGAUUCAGGCCGAAGUCGAAUCGUAUAGGUCUGACUGGAACGAAGUCAUGUCCAUAGCCCGUCAGAUCAAGGGUGUGAUUGACCGAGUGCUGGAACAAUGCGCGCCGAUGGGUGGUGACGCGGUCCUGCCUGCAUUUCUGAAGGAACCUUUGGAUGCGCUCGAGAAAUGCCUGGCCGGAACACUCGAAACUCUAUACACUUGCCGGAUCCGUGUGUCGGGCGAGCGCACCGCUAGCGUGACUAAAAUCAUCAAGGCUCGCGCUCGCGAGUAUCUCGAUAGGGGGGAGUUGGCCACCAGAGUCAAGCAGUGCCGCGUCGAUAUGCAAGUGGCUCUCGACCUGUUCAACACUACUCUUCAGAUUGAUCAGACUCUCACCAUGCAUAGUAUGGCCGCCAUACUAGAGGAGAUCAAGAACAAUAGUACUCCUCUUACGACCGUACCUGCCGGCGAAGCCCCAUUUCCACCCCUCCCUGCCGCACCCCCUAUCUUCUACGGUCGUGUUGACGAAGUCACGCAUAUCAUCCAUUCUAUACGAAGCAAGCACCCGGCCCGCGUCGCCAUCCUUGGCUCCGGUGGCAUCGGAAAGACCACGAUCGCACUGAGCGUCUUGAACAACCCGCAACUCAGGGAAAUCUUCCACGACCGACGUCUAUUCAUGUCAUGCGAGGCUGUGUCUACGGCCGACGACGUUACCCAAGGACUGCUCACUUUGUUUGGACUCGUAGCGGAUCGCAAAAGUGGUGUCGCACCGCAAGACCUUCUGGUCUCUCAUGUCGCCGGUCUGGACGAUUGUAUCCUCUGUCUAGAUAAUCUAGAAACCCCUUGGGAUGCCGACGUGCGCGCUGUUGAGGAUCUUCUCAGCAGGCUCGCAGGAUUGGCCAAUCUCGCCCUGAUCAUCACCACACGUGGCUCCGAGCGCCCAUCAGGCGUUGCAUGGACACGGCCUCAUUUGCCGUUCAUCGCACCACUCUCAUUGAGAGCAGCUUUAGAGACAUGGGACGCGAUAUGCGACUCGCAUGAUGAUUACUCGGUACAGCUUGUACAAGCUGUCGACUACGUUCCUCUGGCGGUGACUCUUCUCGCGCAUUUAGCGCAGAGCGAGUCAUCAGAAGCGCUCUGGUCGCGAUGGGAAGAGGAACGCAUAGAACUACUGAAACUCCGCGGACCUGAGACUCGCCUCACCCAUGUUGAGGUUUCGAUCCAGAUCUCCUUGCAAGGUCCGCGUCUACGAGACGAACCUUUGGCAAUCCAACUUCUCAGCAUAAUCUGCGCGCUUCCACAAGGACUGCCCGAAUCGCGCGUUCCCGCUCUGGUCGCAACACUCAAGGACCAACUACCGUCCAUACGUCGUUUUAUCACGCUUCUCAAGCAAUGCUCUCUUCUCUAUCUAUCUGAGGACAAAUUUCUUCGGGUAUUGUCUCCUGUGCGCCUCUAUAUGCAGGCGCAUCACCGGAUCACCGACGAAUGGCUCUCUCGAUUAGGCAAGAUCUACUGCGAUCUCGUUGAUUACCGCUCCAAUAUCUAUACCGAAGAGAUGCGAUACGCGCAAGCGUCUAUCUCGCCUGAACUGGCAAACAUCACUCUGGUUCUUCGUCAAUGCAUGUCUCGCGGCUGUCUCCCAUCAGAGCGAGUAUUGCUUGCUAUCAACUCGUUUUCGAGGCUCUGUCAAGACCUAUCUUACUACGAUUCGACCCUGCUAUCCGAAGCCAUACGAGAUACAGGGCGCGACAAACCAGUCUUACUCGCUAAGCUCCUGCAGGCGAAAGCAGAAUGUCUUUACUUUCGCGACCGCAAAGUUCAGGCUUUACCCAUCCUCAUGGACGCCCGAGGGCUAUACCAAUCCGUCGGCAAUAGGGUGGGAGAGGCUGAGUGCUUGCAGCGCUUAGGGGACACGUACCUGUAUCAUUACCGCCUCGAAGAGGGGUUGGUGGCCUUGGACACCGCUCUCGAUCUCUGGUCGCACACUGAUGAUAGACGCGGGCGGGCCCGCACGCUACGAAGUCUUGGGCGAUUGCACGCAACUCUCGAAAGAGCAAACGACUCAGAGCAUGCACUGCAGUCGGCACUCAAGCUGUUUACCGAUCUCGGAGACGAGCUGGGAACAGCCAGUGCGUUCGAGACGCUCGGCGCUCUGUACACGGGAACUGGUGACUUCGAUCAAGCAAAGGACACGUUGAAGUCUGCGCUAGCUUUGUACAGCAAAAUUGGCUAUCGCUUAGGCGAAGCCAAUGCCUUACAACAACUGGGAAGGUUGUACCUCCACAUGGAUCGGUGGGAUGAAGGGGAAUCUGUGCUCCGGACUGCGCUCGAGCUUUACCGCGAAGUUAAUGGUGGGAUGGGUGAAGUACGCAGCCUCAAUGCGCUCGGGCAGCUCUACUACAAACGACACCAAUACGAGGCAGCGAUGAGCGCCCUAGAGUCCGCACGCGACCUCGCUUCUAGCAUCUCGUACCUCGUCGGCCAAAGGAAAGCAUGGAUGUAUCUCGCCAAAGUACAUGGCGAAUGCGGACGGCCCGAGGCCGCUGAGAGCUGCCUCGAGAGAGCGACGCAAUUGUUUGAGGAAGCGCACAAUCGGAGGGGUGGUAUGUCACAGGAUAGUCUGAGUACACCUAGUUUGUAG
Peniophora sp. CBMAI 1063 is the source of this 2877-nucleotide messenger RNA. NCBI's taxonomy places the organism in Eukaryota, Fungi, Basidiomycota, Agaricomycetes, Russulales, Peniophoraceae. The record is from the annotation of a GenBank genome assembly.